AUGCAUGAAUCGAUUACAGCUUAUCUGCGACACAAAUUAGCUGAUCUUCGACACAAAUUAGCUGAUCUUCGACACAAAUUAGCUCAUCUUCGACACAAAUUAGCUGAUCUGCGACACAAAUUAGCUGAUCUUCGACACGAAUUAGCUGAUCUUCGACACAAAUUAGCUGAUCUGCGACACAAAUUAGCUGAUCUUCGACACAAAUUAGCUGAUCUGCAACACAAACUAGCUGAUCUUCGACACGAAUUAGCUGAUCUUCGACACAAAUUAGCUGAUCUGCGACACAAAUUAGCUGAUCUGCGACACACGUUAGAAUUGAUUUAA
Molecule: messenger RNA, 324 nt
Organism: Brugia malayi
Lineage: Eukaryota; Metazoa; Nematoda; Chromadorea; Rhabditida; Onchocercidae
Exons: 2
Coding region: 1-324 (107 amino acids)
Source: RefSeq, a predicted model, not a curated record